This is a messenger RNA of Plodia interpunctella (Indianmeal moth), 7192 nucleotides long. RefSeq names its product hemicentin-1-like. The record is from RefSeq and is a predicted model, not a curated record. The coding region runs from base 16 to 7014 and encodes 2332 amino acids. The transcript is spliced from 47 exons. Gene Ontology annotation, biological process: axon guidance; homophilic cell-cell adhesion; synapse organization. Lineage: Eukaryota; Metazoa; Arthropoda; Insecta; Lepidoptera; Pyralidae. Gene Ontology annotation, molecular function: axon guidance receptor activity; cell-cell adhesion mediator activity; calcium ion binding. Gene Ontology annotation, cellular component: neuronal cell body; axon; plasma membrane.
UAGCAUCAACUGAUAAUGCCCAGUCAGUUGCAAUGUAGACUUAUGAAAAUGUGUCACGGAUUUAAGAUUUUUCUAAUAUUGAUCGUGAUUUUCGGAUCACAGUGUAAAAAUGUUGGUAACAGCAGAAAAGUAAGAUACACAGUGCGACAAGAUGAAGACGAUGGGAAAAGUAGCUUGGUUUUUGUGUUUGAUACAACUGGCUCUAUGUAUAAUGACUUGAAGCAGUUGAGAGAAGGCGCCGAGUUGAUUUUAAACACGGCUUUGGAAGAAAGUGAUGUUAUUGGCGACUUCGUGUUCGUGCCUUUUCAUGAUCCAGUGGUAGGCCCACCGACAGUGACCCGCGACAAACACGUCUUCCAGUCUGCUCUGAACAUCGUCCGCGUGUACGGCGGUGGCGACUGCCCAGAGAAGGCUCUGACCGGGAUACAGCUCGCGUUAGACGUGAGCCGCGCGCGCUCCUUCGUGUACGUGUUCACUGACGCCACGGCCGCCGACCACCGCCUCGUUGGGAAGGUUCUGGAUCAGGUGCAGAGGAAGCAGAGUCAGGUGGUGUUCGUGCUGACAGGCCACUGCAACGACCUCCACCGACCCUCGUACAAGGUCUACCAGCAGAUAGCGGCCGCCAGUUCAGGACAAGUGUUUAAUCUGAACAAGACCAGCGUACAUAAGGUGCUAGACUUCGUUCGGAGCUCUAUCAAAGGUCGCAGUGUCAACCUUGGCUCAGUUGUUCAGACCGCCGGACAUAACUACACACAAGGGAUUCCGGUGGACAGUACACUGUCAGAAGUUACGGUGUCGGUCUCGGGGGCGAAGCCUCAGAUUCGUGUGGUGAAUCCUAGUGGCGAAGUGGUCACGGGCCCACCACAACUGGUCACUACGUUGGACCUAUCUGAGAUUAUGGUUGUAAAAGUCCUGGAGCCAGAGGCGGGCAAUUGGACAAUAACAGUGGUCAGCGAGGACGACUACUCAGUGAAGGUGGUCGGCAUGUCCAACCUGACCUUCACCCACGGGUUCUCCGUCACCCCACCUCGUGAUGUGAGGGAGGCUAGCUAUAGGCCUUUGAAGGGCACAUAUAACCACAUGGUGAUAUCACUAACACAAACGGACGCCCCUGUCGACAUUAACCACGCGCAGAUAGUUUCCCUCGAUGGAAAGACCCUAUUUGAAGUGCCACUGAAAAGGUUCAAAGAUAAUGGAAUUUAUAUAGCUGAUGCAUUUGUUCCGCCGGAAGACUUCUUCUAUAUUGCGAUUGGUGGCAAAGAUCAUCUUAAUCAGGAACUCAGACGAAUCGGAGCAACUGCUGUUCAAGUGAAAUUGCCAGACAUCCCAUAUAUCACGACUCCGCUUGCGAUAGUCUCUCGCACCCACGAUCGUGUGACUCUGAAAUGCUUCAUAGAAAGUCUGGUGCCAGUCACUGCAUUUUGGACUAAGGACAUGGCUAAGGUGCAGCCGCAAAUAUCCGCUUUACAAAGCACGAGCAUCGAAUACGUGAUAGAGGACAUGAGCGAAGAACGCGUGGGGUCGUACAAAUGUGUCGCUAAAAAUGUGGCGGGGGUCGGCUCCGCGGACACGGAACUCACUUUGGCUGUGGAUCCGCCUCUUGUCUCCAUAGCUCCGGAGAACACCACAGUAUCUGUAGGUGACAACAUCACCAUAUACUGCGCGAUCUACACUGAAGCUUUUUUGAAAAAGUUCCAACUGGUUCAUUCUGGAAAUGGAUCCCCUAGCAAGUACUAUAACAUUAUGGUGGAGCCGAGUAUCGAUGGAGUAUACAGUUUCAACAAAACUAUAAUCCAUAUAAAUGAAACGGAUGGUGGUACUUACUCCUGUGUCGCAGCAAACAGAGGUGGAGAAAAAACAAACUCCACCCACAUAACCGUCCAAUCACAGCCCGUCGCUCAAAUCCUCGGGCCGCACACUAUCACACCGCUCACACACACCACCAUACAGAUCGCGUGUACAGUCGACAACGCGGAUAAGUUACGAUGGGUCGCCCCUAAUGGUUCUGUUGUCUCUGAACUUGAAGUUGAAGGUGUCUAUGUAGGAACUUUGGAUGUGGUGGUUGAGGCUGAUGGGUUGUGGAAAUGUGUUGCAGUGAAAGGAGAGUUUAAUUCAACAGAUGCGUUGGAACUGAAAACGUUAAUAAAACCGACAGCUCAUAUCGAAGGUUCCAGAAACAUGACAAUAGAGUUUGGUUCCUGCGCGCAGCUGACGUGCGUGGUGCAGGCCAGGCCGGAGCCUCGCAUCCUGUGGCAUCGGGAGACUGAGCACUUCCUCAACCAUACGAUACAAAUAAUAGCUCCUGACACAUACAAAAGUGUACUAAAAUUGAACAGCUCUCGCGAAAUAGUGGACGGUAUGUACUUCUGCUACGGCGAGAACUCUGAAGGCAUCGCACACGACAACGCUACUGUUAGAAUGAGACGGGAGAUGGUUGCUCUUCGGAAGUUUGAAGAUAUAUUGGUACCACCGUACACUAAAAUCGAGCUGCAUUGCGUCAUAGAUUCAUAUCCACCCGCCUCCAUCGCUUGGUACAAAGAUCAUAAAAUGAUCAUUGGUGAUCAAAACGUGAAGAUUUCGAACAGAAGUCUAACCAUUUUGAGGGUUAACUUUGACGAUCAAGGGAUUUACACUUGCGAGGCGAUAAAUGAUUACGAAGCGAUGAAAAUUGACGGAAAUCUUAAAAUAUUAGUGUGUCCGGAGAUUUCAAAAGAGACAGAAACAUUAAUCGUGCUGAAAGGACAAGCGGCUGUCAUACCAUGUAGAUUACUGCAAGGACACCCGACACCAAAUACAACAUGGCAGUACAAAGGAUUGGAGGGUUUCGGCGAUCUACCUCCAAAUUCGUGGGCCAAUCAUACAGAACUUACUAUAUAUAACGUAUCUGUUGAUAUGAGUGGUGAAUAUCGAUGUGUCGCUGAGAAUUUGUGCGGUAAAGACGAGUUUAUUACGACUUUGGUGGUGCACUCCCCACCAGAAUUAAUAAGUCCACAAACUGAAGAAGAAGAAAUAAUUAAUAUAGUGGAAGUCGGGGGCCUAGUCUCUUUAGAGUGUAAGGCCGGGGGCACACCGCGGCCCACACUAACCUGGAUGAAAGAUGGAAGAGCGGUGUCCUACUCCACUAGAGUUUACCUUGAUACCUUGGAUCCAUACUCUUCUAGUCACUCGAUAGAACAUCUGGUAAUUGAGAAAGCGAGACCGCACGACUCGGGCUUGUAUACUUGUAAUGCUGCCAGCGCUCUCGGUACCGUUCAAAAGGAGUUCUUAUUAAUUGUCUAUGAGGCGCCAACAAUACACAACAGUCUACUAUCAAGCCAAGUGACAGUGAAUGAAGGCCAAUUCGUGGAGUUGCCGUGUAGCGCUAGAGGACAUCCCAAACCAGAAAUAUUGUGGCUUCAUAAUGGACAGCCUAUCUCUGACUCUAGAAGAUCUGUAGACGAUACCGGAAUCAGGUUUAUUGCCAAUUUGACUGAUUUUGGAACCUACACGUGUAUUGCCAAAAAUGAAUAUGCUAACGCAUCGCUAGAAUUUUCUCUUUAUGUGUGGGUACCGCCAUCUAUCGAGCCGCCUUUGGAAGAUACGAAAAAAGUUUUUGUUGGUGAAAAUAUGACAUUACAAUGCAAUGUUGUUGGGUUUCCUUUGCCCAGUGUUAUGUGGGAAUUUAACGAUGUGAUUCUGACUUCAAACACGACGGAGUUUAGCUUUAAUGAAGUCGGAGAUAUGUUUAUUAGUAAUGCAACAUUAAAACACGAGGGUCGUUAUGUGUGUAUAGCGGAAAAUGUAGCAGGAAUAAUGAUGAAAAUUAUAUGGCUGAAUGUCUAUGAACCAUUAAAAAUUUUACCAGACAACUUCCAUGGGCCGUACAUAGCUACAAAUAUGGACACCGCUCUGGUGAUUCCGUGCAACGUGACGGGGAAACCUAAACCUUAUAUCGUAUGGUCCAAGGACGAUUAUUAUUUGAAUAACGACCCACGUUUCGUGUUGGACACGGACGGCAGCCUCACGAUCAAGUUCCCCACCGAAGACUUAAGUGGAUCGUACACGUGCACGGCCAAGAGCGAGUUGGGCGAGGUCAAUAGAACUGUCAACGUGGACAUUUAUUCCCUGGCUACACAGAUGCAAUCGGAAGAGUCCGCUAAAACCGUAAAAAUAGUGGAAGGGCAACAAGGAAACAUCGAAUGUCCGAUAUCGAUGUCGCCCAAGGAUUUAGUUAAAUGGUAUAAGGAUGCCAGAAUAGUGUCACGCGACCGACUUCGUAUUUCCAACGUGACGCGUCAAGACUCAGGCGUGUACGCUUGUGUUGUGACGAAUGCAGUGUCGUCUGCUUCUGCAAGUGUCCAGCUUGUUGUGGAGUGGUCACCCAUCUUCAUAGAGGAUUAUAAAAGGGAGGUAGAGGCGGUGAAAGGGGAGGACCAUUACUUUAAUUGCGAGGUGGAUGCUAGACCUGCUGCGAAGACCAAAUGGCUGUUCAACUCCCGUCCGAUGUUGUUCGAAGAGCGAUCGAAACUGAAAUUGCUGACGGUACAGAUGUGGCACACUGGUUUAUACCAGUGUGUGGUCGAGAACUCGCACGGCGCUGUCACGAGAAAAUUCUCACUCGAUGUUUUAGAACCUCCUUUCAUAUCAGAGUUCGACCUACUGGACGUGCAGCUGAAGGAAGGCAUGAGCGCUAGUUUAGAAUGUGACGUUCGAGGUACACCACCGCCUAAAAUAAAGUGGACUUACAACAACACAUACUGGUACACAGCCAACUCAACACUAACAACGUCUGAGAUAACAGCUAACUCCUCUGGUCUGUACCGCUGUGAGGCCACAAACAAAGCCGGGAGCGCACACCUAGUGUACAGAGUUAAUGUUGUGUCUCCCGCUAAGGUAGAGGAACUUGUGACGUAUAAAGAUGGCGUGGGAACAACUGUUGGAGAAACUUUAAAUGCUGUGAUAGGCAGUCGAAUUAGACUGUCUUGUAUAGCAUCAGGUGUUCCAUCGCCUCGCAUCCAAUGGAUCAGGAACGGGAAGCAACUCGCACGCGAAGAAGAACUGAGCUUCCUAGAACUGGUGGUGGAGAAUGUCCAGCCGACGCAGAGUGGGGGGUACAGCUGUGUUGUUGGCAAUUUAGGGGGGGUCAGUGAGAGGAAGGUCAGCAUUGAGGUUCUUGAACCUCCGACAAUAUUUCGCACGUUAUUCGACAACUCGACCCAAAGCAGUGUUAUGGUAAACCUGGAGGUGAUUUCGGGACAAGCCUUCUACAUGCACUGCCAUCCAUACGGCAAUCCGUGGCCACAGGUGUACUGGUUCAAAGAUGAGCUUCCCCUAAGACUGUUUGGCGGCAGCAUGGUGGCCACAGACAACGGCGAGGUCAUAGAGUCUAGGAGUGCGGAGUACGAUCAGUCGGGGAAUUACACUUGUAUCGCGAGGAAUGCUCUUGGGAACACUAGUGUCAGCUACUUGGUCGACGUUCUUGUGCCCCCACCGACCCCCAAAGAGAACCCAAAGCCAGUAACAGUUCGAGCGGGGAAACCACUGGAGUUGAGCUGCCCAGUGGAAGGCAGUCCUUUGCCCUAUGCCAAGUGGAUCAAACACCCUUACACGGAGCUCGUCAAUACGUCCAAACUUCUUCUAUUGCACGACAACUAUACUUUGUUGAUAAACAAAACCGAGGUGGCCGACAGCGGCGCAUACUCCUGCGUUCUUACAAACAGAGUGGGCACCACCGAGGUUGUAUUCUCGGUGGUCGUGGAGAAACCGCCGCGCGUGCAUACAGACGGACAGGACAACAUCGUGGUUGGGAGGGGGAGGAGUGUGCUGCUCAAGUGCGAAGUCGAUGGACAUCCGCAGCCGAAGAUUACUUGGUUGAAGGACAUUGUGCAGCUGAGCAGUAGCAUGUCCAACAUCCAACAGGCGCUGGGCAGCAGUCUGCUGGCGAUCUGGAACGCGGACGUCCGCGACGCGGGGCAGUACAUCUGUGUGGCCGAGAAUGCUGCAGGGUCCGACCAUAGACGAUUAAAUUUGGCCGUACAAGUGCCUGGUAAAUGGAGCGUGUGGUCUAAGUGGGACUACUGCAAUGUGACGUGUGGUCUGGGUUACCAGCAUCGCUCCAGGGUGUGCCAGUUUCUGGAUGAUGAGAACAAUGUUUUUGACAAGGGGACGCGGCCGGACAAAAUAAUAGUGGACGAAUCAGCUUGCAAGGGACAUGGGACGGACAGCCGGAAGUGUCACAUGCCUUCCUGUGAGGAGGGCUCUGGCCCGCGCUGGUCGCAGUGGUCGCAGUGGUCGGCGUGCAGCGCCUCGUGCGGCGCCGCCAUCCGCACCCGCACCCGCCGGUGUCGCUCCAAGGCUGUCUGCUACGGAGAUAACGUUCAGAUAAGCAAAUGUACCGAUUUACCAAAAUGUGAUAAUUAUGAUCAAUUGGAAAACGAGGUGUACAACAAGAAUGAUGAGGAGACCACAUCUCUUAGUCCGUACGCACCGGAAGCUACGUACGAAGUGGAACCUAAGCCCGACAAUGAUGAUGUCGAAUACCUCCGUGCCAAUACUUAUACGGAACGACAUUAUCCCCCGCCGCAGUACUACGCCGUGGACGUGAGCUCGAGCGCGCGAAGCGGCGCAUGCGCCGCCGGGUACUCGCACAACGUCGCCCGCGGCUCCUGCGACGAUAUCGACGAAUGCACAAUGGAAUCAAACAGAUGCCACGCAACGCAAACCUGCGUGAACACACUAGGCGGAUAUAAAUGCGGUUGUCCACCGGGGUACAAUGCUCAUGGAGUGGGCAGCCGAUGCUUGGAUAUAAACGAGUGUAUCCAAGACAUCGACGGCUGCGAGUUCGCGUGCGUGAACGUGGCGGGCGGGUUCGUGUGCGCGUGCCCGGGCACGCUGCGUCUGCGCGCCGACCGCCGCCACUGUCUCGAACCUUCUCUAUACAGAGAGCCGCUCGCGCUUGACCAAAGCGAGUCAGAUGACGUCUACUUGAGCACAUCUGUGGAUGCUCCCAUUAAGUACACGAGGAUUGCAGAUUAAAUCGACGUUGUUAUAGAUGCCCUAGAAUAAUUUGUCCUAAGCUGAAUAUAAUAAUAAAUUAAGAAAAUAUAUAAUAUUGAAGAUAAUUAUAUAAACUUAUGAAAUAUACAAAUAGUAGAAUAAUUCUUAUACAAAAUUCUGUACCCACCUUACACUAAAAUUAAACUCGUUUUUACUA